GAAAGAAGAAGGGUUCCUUGAGAAGCACCAAGGUUCCCGCUCCCUCUUAUUCCUACUUGGCACUCCUACUUAAAUCAUACUCUCUCUCUCUCUUUCCCCUCCGAUGUCCACCGACGAUCCUUCCCCCAUCGUCGACCUCGCCCAAAUCAACCUCAACGCCGCGGCCUCCUCUUCCCCUCUCUCCCUUCGCCUCCACGAUGCGCUCCGAGCUUGUUCUCAGGCUGUGGAAUCCGGCGACUUCAGUGGCUCCGACUCGGCCGUAGCCGCAGUGAUCGAUCUCCUUAAUUCCGCUGCUGAUCCGCCGCAAUCCGAUGCUGAGAGUGUAGUUCCAGAUGCUAGGGUUUGUGAGGAGUUGCUCGUUGAGGUCCAGCGAUUUCUUUCGAAUCCUCCUAAUCAGAUGAUUGUUGAUGCUCUCUCGCUUGACCUGCCCAAAGUGGUGGCUAAGUAUGGAGCUUUAUCAGACAAAUGUCGAGAAAUUGCGGGCACUAUCGUCGAAUUCCUUGUGUCCACCUGUAGUCCGCGUGACAUGCUAUCCAUCCUCUGCGAGGCAUUAGAUGUGCAUAUUAGAGUGUCCAAAGAACCAACAUACUUCAUUCUACUCUUCCACGGACUUGCAAAAGUAUUUGUUCAAAUCCAGAGGCAUCAUGUUGAACAAGUAAAGGCAGCCCUCCCCAUUAUUCUCCAAGUUCUGCGUGCCAUCUCUUCAGACUGUCAUGAGGAAGCCAGUGAUGCCAUAAAUAUUUUAUUUGAGGCAGCAAUUAGAAUUGGGAAUUCUAUGCAAGAAAUGUGCAAGAGAGUGGUGGAAGGGAAAAAAGAUGAGCUUCGUGCUAUGCUUGGUCUAUACGUACUACAGAACAUAGCUCUUAUAUCAAGAAGUAGGCAGAAGAGUAUCGUUUCAAGAUGUGGUUCACUUAUUCUUCAGUUCACCAAAUUUCUCCCCUUUUGUGGGUUCUCUUAUUUUGGCCUAAUAACUGGAUCUAGUCUUGCUUCAGCUACUGCUGUAAUCUCCAAAGGUGAUGGUGACGGCACUAUAGAUUGCUUUUCUUUGACCAUGGAUGGUGCAGCUCUUGCAGUGGUAUGGGGCCAUAUCUCUGAUGAUAUUGCAGAAACUGCUGGUGAGCAGUUAAAAUCAGUCCUAAGGGAAAUUCAGAACAACCAAACUGCACGGUGGCAAGCUAUUGGCACGCUGAAGUACGCAUUAUCAUCGAAUGAUUACCCAUGGGAGCUAAAAUCUAACACCAUAGAUUUGUUAUUAAGUAUAAUGGAUGGAUGCAAUACUGAAGGAUCAGAUGACAACUACUUGGACUUUUCAGGCUUUGUGCCCAGUCUUUUUGUUACCCUCCAGGCUAUUGAAAUGAUAAUGAUGGGCUCUUUUGAUGCAUCAUUGCGGAAGAAAGCUUUUACUGCGCUGAGGAGGGUUAUUUCAGAAAUCCCAUCCUCCCACCGCUUUGACAUCCUUAAGGCCCUCAUCAAAAAUAGUGUGUCUCCUUCAUUGACUGCAAUUCUCAUUGAUCUUGUGAGAGCAGAAAUUCUGACGGAAAAGAAUCAAAAGUACGUCAGAAAUGUCAAAGAUGCUCAAUUUGAAAGUGGAUCACACUAUUCAUCCUGGAGCUCUCAGGCACUUGAGUUAGUGGAGUUGAUCUUGAAACCUCCUGAAGGAGGCCCCCCUGCCCUUCCAGAUCACAGUGAACAGGUGUUAUCAGCUCUCAACUUACUUAGGUUUAUCCUCAUAAGAGAAUCAACAGGACAAACAAAUCAGAAAACUGUUCUCUCAGAUAAGGUGCUGCAGAAGGCCUACUCCGAAUGGCUUCUCCCUCUAAGAGCACUGGUCACAGGAAUUGAGGCGGAGAACGAGAAAGAUAACAGUGAGCUCGCGAAUGAUAUUUUUUGUGCCCUAAAUCCUGUUCAAUUGGUACUGUAUCGCUGCAUUGAACUUGUGGAAGAUAGGUUGAAGCAUUCCUAAUGUGUUUGAUUUAUGUCGGAAAGUAUGAACUUUUUUUCUUUUUUGCUUGAUUCGAAAGCUUUCCAUUGCCUACAAUUGGUUGAUCCCCAUAUGUUCAUGGACAAAAGUUUUAACCUUCCAAGUCAGGGCAGUGUUCUUUGUUUGUAAUCCAUAAACCGGCUAUAUUUCAUGAAGAAAGCAGUGGAUUUGUGUUUGCGUUUAUUUCA
Molecule: messenger RNA, 2169 nt
Organism: Ananas comosus (pineapple)
Lineage: Eukaryota; Viridiplantae; Streptophyta; Magnoliopsida; Poales; Bromeliaceae
Product: aberrant root formation protein 4
Exons: 14
Coding region: 104-1963 (619 amino acids)
Cellular component (GO): cytoplasm
Molecular function (GO): ubiquitin-protein transferase inhibitor activity
Source: RefSeq, a predicted model, not a curated record